GUAUCAAGAUUCUUUUCUUCUAUUUAUAUAGUUGGAUAAGUGAUUUUGGUCAUAAAAAUAUUAUCUUUUUUCAAAUCGUAAAAAAGAAUAUCCACCCAAUCAUUUAUUCUUAGGUUUGCAUCCAUUUUUGCCAAAACCCCACCUCCCACCACACAUAUAUCAUCAUCAUUAUUUGCCUUUGUGCCAAACCUAACAUUUCCUUUUCUUUUCUCUCUUUGGGUGUGCUUUUUAGGUGUUGGGUAUUUGUGGGUCAUUCUUACUUCUUUCUUUUGCAAAAGAAUUUGAACCAAAAUGGGGAGAAAAUGCUCACAUUGUGGAAACAUAGGCCACAAUUCAAGAACUUGCACUAGUUAUAAUAGAGGCAAUGUCAAUAGCACAAUCUUGAUAGGUGGGGGUGGUGGAGGGGGAUUGAGGCUCUUUGGGGUUCAACUAGACACACCACACUCUAUGGUCAUUAAGAAAUGCCUUAGCAUGGAUUGUUUGGCUUCUUCAUCACCACUACAAGCUUCAACUUCACAUUCACCUUCAUCUUCCUUAUCUUCUUCUCGGGUGUCCGCUAGCGACCUCAAGAGUAUGUCACUUGGUUAUGCUUCAGAUGGUCUUAGAGCUCAAGAACGGAAAAAAGGAUUUCCUUGGUCGGAAGAUGAACACCGUCUAUUUUUAACUGGUCUUGAAAAACUUGGGAAAGGUGAUUGGAGAGGGAUUUCAAGGAACUAUGUGACCACAAGAACACCUACACAAGUUGCAAGUCAUGCCCAAAAGUACUUUCUAAGGCAGGCUAGUCUUGUCAAGAAGAAACGUCGUUCGAGCCUCUUUGAUUUGGUUAGGGGCAACAACAAGAAGAAUGUAGUAGCAAAUCAAGAAAAUAGUUACAAUAUGAGUCGAACAAACUCCUUUGAUGAAGGUCAUCAAGAUCGGAGUAACAAUAUUUCUUUGAUAGAUUUCAGUUCACUAAAACAAGAAAAUGUCUACUACAAUCCAACAGUCAAAUCCUAUGAAACAACAUCAAUGUGUUCACAUGUGCAUGCUUCUCCGUGUGGUACUAUUGGCUCUAAAAGUGGUACUCUUGAUUUAGAACUUACACUUGCUGCUCCAAAGCCGGUGGAAAAUAACAAGUCAUCUGCUACUACUUCACUCCAAAUUGGGCCAAUUAUCAGAGUUUUCUUAUUUUAUUAUAUUCCACAUACGGGGACGACAUAUGCAUCAUGUACUUAGGCUUGAAGAAGAAAAAGAGGAAAGGUCCAAAGAGAAGAGGUGUAGAGCAAAGAUCCAAGGUCAAAAUCAGAGUUCAUUGAGGUAUUUCUCGGAUUCUACAAGUGCGGUCAGACUGGGCAUUUGAGCAGGGAUUGUACGGCCCCUGCUACCGCCAUUGCAGCAUCAUAUCUGAUUUGCUUUCAGUGCAAUCAGAGGGGACAUAAAAAGUCCCAGUGCCCGAGUUUAGCUGCAGCAGGGAAGGUGGCUGCACUUGCCCCUGCUACUUUGAGGAUUACAGAUGGCCGGCAGGGCCGAGCCGAGGCGCCAGUGGCAAAGAGUAGAGCUUUUCAGAUGACAGCAGAGGAGGCACGAGCGACUCCUGAUGUGGUGACGGGUAUGUAUCUUCCCUUCAUCUCUAUAUUGUUAUUGAUUGUUUAUUGCUUAUGAUUAUAUGUUUUGUUUAGGGUCGUUCUCUGUGAACGACAUUUCUGCUACAAUAUUAUUUGAUUCGGGGGCUACCCGAUCGUUUGUAUCGCUAGUGCUUAGCAAGAGAUUUAGUAGAGCUCCAGGGGAGCUGGAUUGUCCACUAGAGGUUGAGAUAGCAGAUGACAGGACCGUGAGGGUCACCAGAGUACACAGAGGAUGUUCUCUUCAGUUGUUCGACGAGCAGUUUUCGGUGGACUUGGUUCCUAUUCCCCUACGAGGGAAUAAGGUUAUAGUAGGCAUGGAUUGGUUGAGUCCCAAUGGGGCGGUGAUUGAUUGCGAGCUGCAGCUAGUGAGAGUUCGCACUCCCAGUGGGGGAGAGUUAGUGAUUCAGGGCGAGAGGCCACAGCACGUACCAGCUUUUUGUUCAGCCGCAAGAGCGAGGCGCUAUUUUCAGCAGGGUUGCGUCAAAUAUGUAGCUUAUGUUUUGGAUGCCCGGGAGAAGGGUAAAAUGGUAGUAGAUGAUGUUCCGGUAGUGCGAGACUACCCUGAUGUAUUCCCAGAGGAUUUGCCUGGGAUACCUCUAGAGAGACAAGUAGAGUUCGGGAUUGAUCUGAUUCCGGGUGCGGCGCCGAUAGCUAGGGCCCCGUAUCGGUUAGCUCCCCCUGAGAUGCAGGAGUUGUCUACGCAGUUGCAGGAGCUGCUAGACAAGGGUUUCAUCAAACCGAGUAGUUCGCCUUGGGGAGCUCUGAUUUUGUUUGUGAAGAAAAAGGACGGUUCGCACCGUAUGUGUAUAGAUUACCGGGAGUUGAAUAAGGUAACGGUGGAGAACCGUUACCCACUCCCGAGGAUAGAUGAUUUGUUUGACCAGCUUCAGGGAGCGUCUUGGUUUUCCAAGAUCGAUUUACGUUCUGGGUAUCAUCAGAUGCGAGUCAGAGAUGAGGAUGUGCAGAAGAAUGCUUUCAGGACCAGGUAUGGUCAUGAUGAGUUUAUGGUGAUGCCAUUUGGGCUCACCAACGCUCCAGCCGCGUUCAUGGACCUCAUGAACCGUGUGUGCAGGCCGAUGCUGGACCGGUCUGUGAUAGUAUUCAUAGAUGAUAUCUUGGUGUAUUCCAAGACGCAGGAGCAGCAUGAGGAGCACCUAAGAGAGGUGCUAGAAGUUCUGAGGAAGGAGAGACUUUUCGCAAAGUUCUCCAAGUGCGAGUUCUGGUUGCGCGAGGUGCAGUUCCUUGGUCACCUCGUCAACCAAAAGGGUAUUUUAGUAUAUCCGGCCAAGAUAGAGGCCGUGAUGCGGUGGGAGGUCCCGAAGUCUCCAUCCGAGAUUCGGAGCUUCCUUGGGUUGGCAGGGUAUUACCGAAGGUUCAUUCAGGAUUUCUCCAAGAUAGCAGUGCCGCUCACCGACUGACCAAGAAGUCGAUGGUGUUUUGUUGGGGGCCUGAGCAGCAGGCAACAUUUGAGACCCUCAGGCGGAGGUUGUGCGAGGCUCCGAUCCUUACCCUGCCAGAGGGAGUAGAGGAUUUUGUAGUCUACUGUGAUGCCUCAAUCACAGGUAUGGGAGCAGUAUUGAUGCAGCGAGGCCGUGUUAUAGCUUACGCCUCGAGACAGUUGAAGCCUCACGAGGCUAACUAUCCUACUCAUGAUUUAGAGUUGGGGGCAGUUGUGUUUGCCCUCAAGAUUUGGAGACAUUACCUUUAUGGGGUUCGUUGUACCAUCUACACGGAUCACAAGAGUUUGAGGUACCUUAUGGAUCAGCCGAAUCUGAACAUGAGACAGAGGAGGUGGUUGGAUGUGCUGAAGGAUUAUGAUUAUGAAAUCCUUUACCAUCCAGGGAAGGCCAACGUAGUGGCCAACGCCAUAAGCCGCAAGGCGUCAGUAGCCCCUAUCAGAGACUUAUGUCUGAGGAUGACAAUAAUUACUCCAUUGUUGGAUCGGAUCAGGGAGGCUCAGGUUGAGGGCCUCAAGGAGGAGAGACAGAAGUGUGAAAGGAUAGUGGGCCGAGUAGCUUCAUUUGAUUAUGAUAGUCGAGGGUUGUUGACCCUUCAUGGGAGAGUAUGGGUACCGUACUGGGGCGGAGUACGGCAGGUGUUGAUGGACGAGGCUCACAAGUCUUGAUUUUCUAUCCACCCAGGGGCGACGAAGAUGUAUAGAGAUCUUCGACCCGAUUAUUGGUGGCCCUGCAUGAAGUGGGAUGUCGCCUGGUAUGUAGAGAGGUGCCUGACCUGCAGGAAGGUCAAGGCAGAACACCAGAGGCCUCACGACAAAAUGCAGCUGUUAGACAUUCCCGUGUGGAAAUGGGAGGACAUCACCAUGGAUUUUAUCACCAAGCUUCCCAGGACCGCACGUGGGGUAGAUUCGAUUUGGGUGAUAGUGGAUCGGUUGACGAAGAGUGCUCAUUUCAUACCGAUCCAUGAGAGCAUAUCGGCAGAAAAGUUAGCCGAUAUCUAUGUGCGGGAGGUAGUGGCACGUCAUGGAGUGCCGGUAUCAGUGGUGUCAGACCGAGACGUCCGUUUUACAUCUAGAUUCUGGAAGCGGUUUCACGACGAGAUGGGUACUCGUCUCCAUUUCAGUACCGCUUUCCACCCUCAGACGGACGGGCAGAGCGAGAGGACGAUUCAGACUCUCGAGGACAUGCUCCGGGCAUGUGUCCUCGACUUCGGUGGCAGUUGGGAUACGUAUCUUCCGUUAGCGGAAUUUUUGUAUAACAAUAGUUAUCAUGCGAGCAUUGAUCGACCUCCCUUUGAGAUGCUUUAUGGGAGGAAGUGUUGGACCCCGAUUUGUUGGGGCGAGGUCGGUCAGCGGGUCCUUGGGAGCACAGAGGUGGUGCUCAAGACGACCGAGUUGAUUCAAUAGGUUCGUAGUAGACUGUAGACUGCUCAGAGUCGGCAGAAGAGCUACGCCGACAGGAGGCGUUCAGACUUGGAGUUUCGGGUGGGAGAUAUGGUCCUUCUGAAAGUCUCACCUUGGAAGGGUGUCAUCAGGUUUCGGAAGAGGGGCAAGCUGGGUCCCAGGUUCAUUGGUCCUUUCAGGGUUUUGGCCCGAGUGGGUUGGGUUGCUUAUCGGUUGGAUCUUCCAGCAGAGCUUAGCCAAAUCCACAACACUUUCCAUGUGUCUCAGUUGAGGAAGUGUUUGGUGGACGAGUCAGCAAUUGUUCCCUUAGAAGAUAUUCAGGUUGAUAGCAGCCUGAAUUAUAUUGAGAGGUCGGUCGCGAUUCUGGACCAGAAGACAAAGACCUUGAGAAACAAGGUAAUCCAGUUAGUGAAGGUGCAGUGGCAGCACCGGAAGGGGUCUGAGUGGACGUGGGAGGCUGAGGAGGAGAUGAUAGAGCACUACCCGGAGUUAUUUGCAGAUUCAGCCGUAGCAGACUUCGAGGACGAAGUCUAAGUCAAGUGGGGGAGAAUUGUAACGACCCGUCUCUGGCUUGAAGAAGAAAAAGAGGAAAAGUCCAAAGAGAAGAGGUGUAGAGGAAAGAUCCAAGGUCAAAAUCAGAGUUCAUUGAGCCGGGGAGAUACCGGAGCAGCAGCAGAUAGCUUCCAGAGCCAUACACUCAGCAGCCAGUUCACGAGGUACUUCCGCAAGUAAAGGGAAGAGCUCAGGAUGAUGGCAUCGCACACACCACAACUUCAGUUUUUGUCCUGGGUGUUGAUUCAGUUUACUUAGAUAUAUUUUGAUACAGUUGUGACACAGUUUUCUCACAAUAUUUUAGUAUGGUUUGAGAUACGCAGCGUAUGGUUUUAUUAUAUGAUACUCCGUUUUAUAAUUUUUGGUUAUAUUAAAAAUGAAAUUUUCGGGUCAUA
This is a messenger RNA of Lactuca sativa (garden lettuce), 5411 nucleotides long. NCBI's taxonomy places the organism in Eukaryota, Viridiplantae, Streptophyta, Magnoliopsida, Asterales, Asteraceae. The record is from RefSeq and is a predicted model, not a curated record.